Sphenostylis stenocarpa is the source of this 1389-nucleotide messenger RNA. The record is from the annotation of a GenBank genome assembly. NCBI's taxonomy places the organism in Eukaryota, Viridiplantae, Streptophyta, Magnoliopsida, Fabales, Fabaceae.
AUGUUCUUUGAUGAAUUCAAGUGGGGACAUGUUUUAUCAUAUGGAGCUGCCUGCAAGCGUUUCAAAGCUUUUCAUUUUUGCGUGUCUGAGUUCAACUGCAUGAAUCAAAUCUCUACUAUCUUGCAGACUAGCACUUUCUAUUCCAUUCCUAAACACAUGGACACGGAUGCCAUUGGAGAUCUUGUUGACAAGCUCAAGGCUAUCCAGAAUGACGAUGUAGAAGAUCAAGAUGAAUAUGAUGAUUUUGAUGAUGAUGAUGAUGAAGAAGAAGAAGAAGAACAUGAACCUAUCACACUUGGCUUUGUUGACAAGCCUAAGAAUAAAUGGUCUCUUCAACGUCAAUAUUUCCCAAGCAAAGCUGGAGGAGUGCCUGCUUGGCUUGACCCUUUGAACAUACCAUCAGGGGGAUCAUUUGUGUGUGACAUUUGUGGAGACCCUUUACAAUUCUUGCUUCAGGUUUAUGCGCCAACUGAGAAGGAAACUACAUUUCACCGAAUGUUGUUUGUUUUCAUGUGUCCCUCAAUGAAAUGUCUUCUCAGGGAUCAACAUGAGCAAUGGAAACACCAUCCAGAGAAGCCGUCUAGAAGUGUGAAGGUUUUCCGUUGUCAAUUACCUCAUGUUAAUCCAUUUUACUCUCCAGAAAGCCCUCAGUAUAAUGAGAGUCACGGACCGGCUAGCAGUGGAGCUGUUCUUUGUGAUUGGUGUGGCACUUGGAAAGGAGACAAGAUCUGUAGUAGUUGCAGACAAGCACGGUAUUGCUCUGAGAAACACCAGGUUAUGAGUUGGCGCACAGGGCAUAAAAUUGCUUGCCCUCAGAUGAAAGUUUCUUCACUUGUUUCUGAAUCCAACAAAAUUGGAACCACCUCCCUGGAAUCUCAUAAAGUUGGAAGCAAGAAUUUGUGGCCUGAAUUUGAGAUCACCAUUGAAGAUGAAAGUGAAUAUAAUAGAGACAUGUGUGAGGAAAAUACCUUGUCUAAUUCCUUAAUCUCAAGGAACAGGAAUGAUGACUCGUUGAAUUCAAUUUUGGAUAACUUUCAGGGUGAUGCUGACAAAAAGAGUUGGGCCUCCUUCCAGGAAUGCAUUGACAAGGCCCCUGAACAAGUGCUAAGGUAUUAUAGGAAUACUAAUGCUAAGCCAAUAUGGCCUGUUACAAGUGGUCGGCCAUCAAAUGCUAAUAUCCCUAGAUGUAGUUACUGCAGCGGACCUAUGUGUUGUGAAUUUCAGAUUUUGCCACAGCUGCUUUAUUACUUCGGCGUUGACAAUGAAGUGGACUCUCUGGAUUGGGCUUCAAUUGUGGUGUAUGCAUGUGAAGCCUCUUGCGAUGCAAGUUUGCCUUACAAACAUGAAUUUGUUUGGGUGCAAAUUUAUUCACCUUCCACAGCCUUAUAA